ACCCCUCGCUCGCCAAAACCCUAUCCACAAAAAUUCAGCCAUGUCUCCCUAAAUUUCAACAAUGGCCUACUCUAACCUUAUACACAAUUGCAGCAGAUUAAGGCUAAGGGCCAUUCCACUAAUGGCCGCCGCCACCACUACCUCCGUCUCUCUUCAGCUGUACCGCCGCUUCCAUUUAAAUAAAUCCCCUUUUCUUCUCCGCACCACAAGGCCGCCCCACCGCUUGCAUAGCUGCGGGUUCUGUUGUUCUGCGGCCAUCAUACGUAGGCGGAACAGGAAUGCGUCCUCUCCUUUCACUUUGCCGUAUAUUUAUCAGCAGAAUUUCGGGUUUGGCCGGCUUGCGUACCCCGAGUACCCUUCAGAGUCUGAGUCUGAUAGGGAAUUUGAGCCCGAGUCUAAGCAGUUGAAUGAUUCAACCCUUGGUAACAUUGAAGAGUGGAGAUGGAAGUUAACCAUGCUAUUGCGUAAUGAAAAUGAACAAGAAGUGAUCUCCAGAGAGAAAAAGGAUCGUCGUGAUUUUGGGCAUCUAUCAGCACUAGCAACCAGAAUGGGUUUACAUUGUUGUCAAUUUGAUAAAGUAGUUGUCUUUAGUAAAGUUCCAUUACCAAAUUACAGACCAGAUCUGGAUGCUAAGCGUCCACAGAGGGAGGUGGUCUUACCUCAUGGACUGCAAGAUCGUGUAAAUGCUCUUCUGAAAGCAUACUGUUCUAAAAAGUCUAUCAAUAACACAAGCUCAGAAUAUAAUUACUUUUCAAGAUCUAGCAAUGACCAGAAAUUUUCAAAUGACAAUGAACUUUGUGAGAAUGAGAAGCCCCCUUCACGAAAUAUCGUUGCUGAGAGAAUCCUUCGGCGGAGGAGCUUGGACAUGCAAUAUAAACAACAAAAUUGGCAGGAAUCUCUAGAAGGUCAAAAGAUGAUAGAAUUUCGAAGGAGUCUUCCUGCAUAUAAAGAGAGGGAAUCAUUAUUAAAUGCGAUUUCUCAGAAUCAGGUCGUGGUCGUGUCUGGUGAAACUGGAUGUGGUAAAACCACCCAACUGCCUCAAUAUAUCUUAGAAUCCGAGAUUGAAGCUGCUCGUGGAGCUACCUGCAGUAUUAUUUGUACUCAACCUCGGCGAAUAUCUGCUAUGGCAGUUUCAGAAAGAGUUGCUGCAGAGCGCGGUGAGAAUUUGGGAGAAUCUGUUGGUUAUAAAGUUCGGCUUGAGGGGAUGAAAGGGAGGGAUACACGUCUUCUGUUUUGCACUACUGGAAUCCUUUUAAGGAGAUUGCUUGUUGAUCGGAAUUUAGAGGGUGUUACCCAUGUUAUCGUUGAUGAGAUUCAUGAACGUGGAAUGAAUGAAGAUUUCCUUUUAAUUGUUCUCAAAGACCUCCUUCAUCGCCGGCCAGAAUUGAGGUUGAUUUUGAUGAGUGCAACACUAAAUGCUGAGCUUUUCUCCUCAUAUUUUGGUGGUGCUCCUAGGAUUCACAUUCCUGGUUUUACUUAUCCAGUUCGGAGUCAUUUCCUAGAGAAUAUUUUGGAAAUGACUGGGUAUCGAUUGACUCCAUAUAAUCAGAUUGAUAAUUAUGGUCAAGAUAAGAUGUGGAAAAUGCAGAAACAAACUCUUAGGAAGAGGAAAACACAAAUUGCUUCAGCUGUAGAGGAUGCACUUGAAACUGCAAGUUUUAGGGAGUAUAGUCCUAGGACUCGGGAAUCAUUAUCGUGCUGGAAUCCAGAUUCAAUUGGCUUUAACCUCAUUGAGCAUGUUCUUUGCCAUAUAUGUAGAAGAGAAAGGCCUGGAGCUGUUUUGGUAUUUAUGACCGGUUGGGAUGACAUAAAUGCUCUAAAGGAUCAGCUCCAAGCAAAUCCACUAUUGGGAGAUUCCAGUAGAGUUUUGUUGCUUGCUUGUCAUGGUUCUAUGGCCAGCACAGAGCAGAGACUUAUUUUUGAUAAGCCUGAAGAUGGAGUGAGGAAGAUAGUGCUAGCCACCAAUAUGGCUGAAACAAGCAUCACCAUAAAUGAUGUAGUCUUUGUGCUAGACUGUGGAAAGGCAAAAGAGACAUCUUAUGACGCACUCAAUAACACUCCAUGUUUGCUUCCUUCUUGGAUUUCAAAAGCUUCUGCUCGGCAAAGAAAAGGAAGGGCUGGUCGUGUUCAACCUGGGGAGUGCUAUCAUCUCUAUCCUAGAUGUGUGCAUGAUACUUUUGCAGAAUAUCAAAUGCCAGAGCUUUUGAGAACGCCACUUCAGUCUUUAUGUCUGCAAAUUAAAAGUUUACAACUUGGAAGUAUUUCAGAAUUUCUGUCUAAGGCUUUGCAGCCACCAGAAUCUUUAUCUGUUCAAAAUGCCAUUGAGUAUUUGAAGAUGAUUGGUGCGUUUGAUGAAGAUGAAAAUCUUACACUUCUUGGACGCAACUUGUCAAUGCUUCCAGUUGAACCAAAACUUGGAAAAAUGCUCAUACUAGGUUCAAUUUUUAACUGCCUUGAUCCUAUAAUGACUAUUGUUGCUGGCCUAAGUUUACGAGAUCCAUUCUUGAUGCCAUUUGACAAGAAAGAUCUUGCAGAAUCAGCAAAAGCCCAGUUUUCUGCUCGUGACUUCAGUGACCACCUCACUCUUUUCCGAGCUUAUGAAGGUUGGAAAGAUGCUGAGAGGAACCAAUCUGGUUAUGAAUACUGUUGGAAGAAUUUUCUUUCUCUACAAACUCUAAAAGCUAUUGAUUCCCUAAGGAAGCAAUUUUUCCACCUUCUUAAGGACUCUGGCUUAGUAAGUGGGGAAAGUUGCAAUAUAUGGAGCCAUGAUGAACAUCUUGUUCGAGCAAUUGUCUGUGCGGGUCUAUUUCCUGGAAUAUGCUCGGUUGUGAACAAGGAGAAGUCAAUAUCAUUGAAAACAAUGGAGGAUGGACCGGUUCUCUUGUAUUCGAACUCUGUGAAUGGCCUAGAACCUAGAAUUCCAUACCCGUGGCUCGUGUUCAAUGAAAAAGUGAAAGUUAAUGCAGUCUUCCUCCGUGAUUCUACAGCCGUUUCAGAUUCUAUGGUUAUCUUAUUUGGUGGAAAUAUUACAAAAGGCAGUGCUAACGGGCACUUAAAAAUGCUGGGAGGAUACUUGGAGUUUUUCAUGAAUCCCACUAUAGCAACCACAUAUGUAAGGUUGAAGAGAGAACUUUACGAACUAAUCCAUGAAAAGCUUCUGAAUCCUAAGUUAAACCUAGGAGAUCAUGAUGAGCUCAUAUCAGCAGUAAGAAUGCUGGUUUCAGAGGAUCAAUGUGAAGGUCGAUUUGUGUUUGGGCGUCAGAUGCCAUCAUCUGCCAUCAAGUCUAGAAAAGAUGCAGAAGCAGGCAUGGUUUCGAGUAAGGGUAAUGGCGGUGAUAAUCCAAAGUCUCAUCUCCAAACGCUGCUUGUCCGAGCCGGACAUCAAUCUCCCAGUUACAAGACAACACAACUAAAACACAAUAAAUUUCGAGCUGUUGUAAUGUUCAAUGGUUUGGAUUUUGUUGGGCAGCCUUGCGGUAGUAAGAAAGAAGCAGAAAAGGCUGCUGCUGCCGAAGCUUUGCAGUGGUUGACUGGUGAGACCCAGUCGUCCCAGAAGACCGUUGAACACAUGUCUGCAAUUCUAAAGAAAAGCAAAAAGAAACAACUUCAUGCUUCAAGGUGGAGGUGAUGUGUGUAUAAAUAAAACUCAAAAUAUCUUACAGCCAUUUGUUCCUGAUUCGGUUGUAUAAACAUCUUGGCAAAUCUUGCUGAGGUGUGACUUUUUGCCUGCUUCGGUGAGAGGGGUGGGAACUGGGAAGGAUCUCGGAGGCACCCACAUUUGCUAGUACCGAAACUAACAAAAUCUAACUCGGCAGCACCAUCCAUAUUUAUAUACAUUGAAUCCCAUAGAAGUGACGUCGUGACAACUACUCCAAGUGGUUGCGGUUAACUUUUUAUUCUGUCCUCAGAAACUGGCCUUACCGGCAUGGGCGAACUAACAAGAUAGACCGAGCAGGUACACACGCAAGUUUGAUUGUUCUUACAUGCUGCUUUAAAUGAUUUUCCAGUAAAGCCUGCCUGUUGAACCUGAUCUCCAGUUGUGGAACUCACAACUUUAUUCUACUUCAUGGGAUGCAGCUGUGCUAUUAAGUAUUCUUUGGCUGUCUCAUUUCAUUGUGUGAGAAAGGGAGGGGAUAUUGUAGCAAUAUAUUGUAGCACUAGAUAGAUCAGUAAUAGUUGAUGAUAGAUUUCAUUUUCAUUUAUUAUAUGGACAGACAGUAACUUAUGUAUAAAUAUAUAGAUAGAGAGGAAGACAAUAUUCAAUGCUUUUAAUUUCUUGUGAUGAAUUUAACCUCUGUGAUCUAUUCUUGUGGGUCUAA
Molecule: messenger RNA, 4319 nt
Organism: Ipomoea triloba (trilobed morning glory)
Lineage: Eukaryota; Viridiplantae; Streptophyta; Magnoliopsida; Solanales; Convolvulaceae
Product: DExH-box ATP-dependent RNA helicase DExH3
Exons: 19
Coding region: 62-3628 (1188 amino acids)
Cellular component (GO): intracellular anatomical structure; nucleus
Molecular function (GO): RNA binding; ATP binding
Source: RefSeq, a predicted model, not a curated record